AUCUCCCGUUGUUUCAAAACUGAUUUUAUGUUUGUGGGACCAUUUAGUUAGAAAAGUAAACUUAGUUUUGGUUUUUAGUCACAAAAACUACCUCAGUAGCAAGAAGUGACUUAGAAUGUAUUAAAAAGAUGAAAAGUGUCCUAGAGUGAAAAUAACUCACCAUGCAGUUGCAAACUUCCCCAUUAGUAAUCUCUGAGUCACCAUUUUUCUCAGAUUUGUUUUCUUCUCCUCUUUGGCUAAUCCACCCCCUUCUUUCUACAAUGAGUUCUAGGGACAAAGGAUCAUCAUCUUCGCCAGCAAUGGAUAACGAAACCUAUGUGAAGAAUCGGAUACAAGAGCUUGUUCGUCUUAUCAAAGUUGCUCGUGUCUAUAGACAAGACAAUGUCCCUUCCCUUAUCCAACAGGGUCUCUAUCUCGGAUCCUUUGCAGCAGCUUCCAACAAGAACGCUUUGAAGUCUUGCAACGUUACACAUAUCUUAACCGUAGCUAGCUCCUUGAGACCUGCCCACCCUGGCGAUUUUGUCUACAAGGUUGUUCCAGUUGUGGAUAAGGAAGACACUAAUUUGGAAGCAUACUUCGAUGAGUGUAUCCAUUUCAUUGAUGAAGCCAAGAAGCAAGGUGGUAGCGUUCUUGUCCAUUGCUUUGUUGGAAAGUCACGCAGUGUCACUAUAGUUGUUGCUUACCUCAUGAAGAAACACGGAAUGACUUUAACCCAAGCAUUGCAGCAUGUUCAGAGCAUUAGACCUGUGGCAAAUCCUAACGCCGGUUUCAUCAGGCAAUUACAGGACCUCGAAAAGUCUUUACAAGUAAAGGAAUAUUUGAGUGACCAGAACUCGUGGGAUGAAAAGUAAAGUGUUGUGGAGGAACAAGACCGGUUCAUGUUAAUAACUCUUACUUGCAUCUUCCUCUCUGUCUCUCUCUCUAUAAAACAGGGAAGCAAGAAUCGCUUGCCCACCCUCAAGUGUGAAGACCCCACCAAGAUCAUACCUUUUGGAGGAAACUUGUAAAUCUCAAACUAAGCAUCAUAUGUUUAUUUUUUUCUUUCUCCUUUAACAACUUGAUAAAAAAACAUGGAAAGGAUUCUGUAAGGUUUAACUGUUUCAUGAAAGCCAUAGCCUAUACGAUGAACUAAAAGCAGAAGAUAACACAACCA
This is a messenger RNA of Brassica napus (rape), 1153 nucleotides long. Its product is annotated as dual specificity protein phosphatase 1. Gene Ontology annotation, molecular function: protein tyrosine/threonine phosphatase activity; MAP kinase tyrosine/serine/threonine phosphatase activity. Gene Ontology annotation, biological process: negative regulation of MAPK cascade; protein dephosphorylation. The transcript is spliced from 6 exons. The record is from RefSeq and is a predicted model, not a curated record. Lineage: Eukaryota; Viridiplantae; Streptophyta; Magnoliopsida; Brassicales; Brassicaceae. Gene Ontology annotation, cellular component: cytoplasm. The coding region runs from base 162 to 851 and encodes 229 amino acids.